Trichoderma asperellum CBS 433.97 is the source of this 1764-nucleotide messenger RNA. RefSeq lists its product as uncharacterized. Gene Ontology annotation, molecular function: transcription cis-regulatory region binding; zinc ion binding; DNA-binding transcription factor activity, RNA polymerase II-specific. NCBI's taxonomy places the organism in Eukaryota, Fungi, Ascomycota, Sordariomycetes, Hypocreales, Hypocreaceae. Gene Ontology annotation, biological process: positive regulation of transcription by RNA polymerase II. The record is from RefSeq and is a predicted model, not a curated record. Gene Ontology annotation, cellular component: nucleus.
AUGCCAAGCAAUAGCAAGCCGUGUCACAACUGCCGCCGUCGACGACUGCGCUGCGAUCGCUCGUGGCCGACCUGCCACAAAUGCGCGGUCUCAGGGCAGGAGUGCCUUGGAUACGGCAAGGUCUUUAUCUGGACGGAGGCGAUUGAUGCUCAUGGAAAUCCGAAGCCAUCACCAAGUCGCAGGACGCCACUUGGCGGACCUCUCAGCUCAGGAUCUGGACAAGUCUCAUCAUCAGUCACCAACAGCUACUUUCCACUAUUCCCGGAUCCAACCUCUGGCCGCCGCCCCGAUGCUGAUCCCAGCAACCAAGCAGCACAUGAUGCACCUGUCAGCGAAGGCAGAUCUAUCCCGGUUAUUCGCCGCCCCUCGCCGCUACUUAAACGCAACAGAAUCGUCGCAGCGAUGUCGGCUACACCGGAGCCAACAAAAGAUGCAGCCUCGAGCCCAAUCCAGGAAACACCGCUGGAACUUCAGAAGUGGAGGCCGGCAGCGCUUGGCAGUUUGACAGAUCCAAUCUUCCAGGACCUCGAUCGCAACUCACGAUACUAUCUAGCUCACUUUGCCGAUCGCGUCUGUCAAGACUUGGUGGCCCGAGACGGGCCAGGGGUCAACCCUUUUCGAGACCUUAUCCCAUUAACCAACAGACAUCCUCUGCUGCUUCAGAUUCUCGUUGCCACUUCAGCGAUACACUGGUCCAACAUCUUUCGCCCAAUCACUGCCAUUCCCACAGGCCUUACUGAUCCGGGGGGGUAUCUAGCCCAGCUGCGAUCGAAAGACCUGGUUUCCAGGCAAGCACUUAUCGAUGCCUUGACGGCGAAGCAAAAGGCCAUGGGCCACCUGCAAGAGGUGCUCGACUCUUUGGACCCUGGAGGGAGUGAAGUUGCUCUUGCCGCUAUGCAUUUCUUCAUUAAAUUUGACUUGAUCGACCUGGAAAAGAAUGAUGCAAAGGGAUGGAGGACGCACUUGGAGGGGGCAAGCAAUAUUCUGGCAUUGCUCACACAGGGAGCUGGUGGAAGCGAGGCCAAUAGGAUGUUGCGUGACUGCGUUGUGGCUGAUUGUUUCAUAUACCACAUAUUAGGAUCGACACUUGCCUCGGGCAGUCUUGCGGCCAAUAUCGCACGUUACGCUUUCGAAUUGCUGCCGGUCAUGAAGCGCGUCGAAGUGAAUAGUUACCUCUCGUGCCCUCCAGAGAUUCUUCGCAUUGUCCUGGCAGCAUCCAAGCUUUCUUACGAAACCCCUUUUACCGAUUGGUCAUUGUCCGCCGCGAACGAGGCUCUCACUCUUAUUGACGAGGCGCUUGCUUUUGAUAUACCCGCUUGGGCAGACAAACUGCGGCAAAAUCCCCAAGUACAGGACAUCGAAAGCCGUAUACACAUCGCCUCUGCACACAGGUCCGCCGUUUGCCUGUACAUCUUGCAGGCAUUGCCAUUGGUGCGGGCCGUCCGUCCUGUGGAUACCGAAUUCCUUGUUGAGGACAUUCUUGGCAAUCUGGGUCAGAUUAGUGUGGAUGAUCCGUAUUACAAGGCCACAUCUUGGCCUACCUUUAUCGCUGGAGCAGAGACCCGAGAUACCGAGCGACGCACGUGGGCGAUGAAGCGUCUGCUGGGCAUCUGGGAAACGUGCCCUUGGGGCUAUCUGUUCACGGCCAUUGAGCUGUUGAAAGCGGCCUGGGAGCUGCAAGACAACCAAGGGGCAAAUGACGAGAUUGGCGCCAACUGGCUGCAGGGCCUGAAGGAACGAGGCUUUGACUAUCUUAUCGUGUGA